CAAUUGUAAAGUUUUACUCUCUAAAACCUGCCAGAUAAUUGAGAACUAGGAAACAGGCUUUAACUGAAUCGCCCUGUAGAUGUAUCGGUAUUUUCCCUAAACGAUACGCUGCAAAAAAUAUGCCAAAUAUUCCGCAUUUAUGCAAACCAUUACGUUAGACGCGAUUAUCAUUUCGCUUGUAGGUCAUCACUGUAUGCGUGUGGAGUACAUUUUAACCUUUGCUAUGUUUGCAACGCACGCCGCGAUCAUUAUAAGCUUGUACGCUCUUACAGACCCUUGUCUGGCCAAUCGUAAACACAUGUUGAGACCCACUUAUAAGCGAAACCUUGUAGGCAGCGAAUGCGGAAGACCCCUGGGCAAUGAAUACGUCAUCGAAACUGACCGCAUCGUAGCUGGCUACGACGUCGGGUACUACAGGUACCCAUGGUACGCGGCGCUGGUACGCUCGAACCAAGUAAACUGCGGCGGUGCUUUGAUUGGACCCCAAAUUGUCCUCACCGCAGCUCAUUGUUUCAAAGAGUACCUCCACUCUGCUAGUCAGGGAGGCAAAUUGGAGGACAUUUACACAGUCAGACUAGGAAUGUACAACAUUUGCGCCAGCGAAAAGGAGGUGACCGAAUACAGGGUCGUCAAAGUGGAAAUCCACGAACUUUAUCCCAAGAAGAAGCCGUACUACGACAUUUGCCUGUUGACAUUGGCAAACAGCACCGACUCAUACAGGCCUGUAUGCUUACCUAAUCUGAGCCUCAACUCCUCCAGUCGGCCGAAAGAGGGCACCGUCCCCGGAAUGGGGACGUUAAAAUAUCAAGGCGAGACACCCUGCACCUUACACGAGGCACGGCUGCUGACGUACGACGAUAGCAGUUGUAAAAAAAUGAUCAACUCGACGGGCAACAACCCUGACGCUAUGGUUAAUGCGUUUUGUGCCGGUUAUCUUCAAGGCGGGAUCGACACCUGUCAAGGAGACAGUGGGGGUCCGUUGCAAUAUAUCAACGAGAACGGAGAUUACGUAGUUAUAGGGAUAGUUUCGUUUGGUUUUCGCUGCGCGGAACCCGGAUAUCUCGGCCUGUACACGGACGUUUCACGUUACAUCGACUGGAUAGAAGAGAAGAGCGGAUUGAGUGCCAUCCAAUCGCCUUCGCCUUCAACACAAGCGCCUCAUCGCAAGCCAUACGUCCACUACGAUAAACCAUAUAGAAGUCCUUUGAGGAUUAUAAUUUUGAAGAAUCGUAAAUUUCACGAGAAAACAAAACUUGUAAAACAUGUACCAAUAAAGAGGACCGACCAUCAAUUAAUAUAACAACACCAGUUCCACUGUCUUCCAAUAAUUAAAGCAUUUUCUUCCCGCUAUUGGGUGUUUUCUCAUCGUACAUAGAA
Messenger RNA from Cylas formicarius (sweet potato weevil), 1377 nucleotides. Its product is annotated as trypsin-1-like. NCBI's taxonomy places the organism in Eukaryota, Metazoa, Arthropoda, Insecta, Coleoptera, Brentidae. The transcript has 6 exons. The coding region runs from base 140 to 1300 and encodes 386 amino acids. The record is from RefSeq and is a predicted model, not a curated record. Gene Ontology annotation, molecular function: serine-type endopeptidase activity. Gene Ontology annotation, biological process: proteolysis.